AAUGUCUCGCUACAGCACUAAUAAAAAUCUCCAAAGCUAUUUGUAACCUUAGCAUUACAAAUACACGUAACAAAUUUCUCCAAGCGAAAUUUUCGUUAGAAAACCUGGAGACUAAAAUAGAAGAAUUGAAAGAAGCACAAGAAUCUGCAGAACAUGAUGAAUGGACGGAAAGAGUCGCAAGAAUUGAGGCUGCAAAGAAAAGCUUAGAUACAACUAUGCAAACAUUAUUAGAUCAAACAUUUGUUGACAACCUGCAAUUAAGAUUGUCAAAGAUCAAUCGCCACAAGAAAUGGCGAAAAAAACAUAUCAAAAAGUUACAAAUGGUUCGAGAUGAACGGCAGCGUCGAAGAGAAACAUUACACAAAACCAUUGACGAAUGGCGAACCGAGUGGAUCGCAAAAGAGCUGGCACUUAAACGUGAACAAGGCAGAAGGAGGGAAGCCGAAAAACGGGUGCAAGAGGCUGAAGCAAACAGAAGCAAGCAUAGAGAACUUUCAAAACUACUUGAAAAAGUUAAGAAAUUGCGAGAUCUUCGUAGGGAACGAUUGAAACGAGAAGGGCACUUUUUCCCCGAGGAAGAUGAUGAAUUCUUUAAUAAAGUUGCAUCGUUGAACGAUGAAAUGAAAAUUGAGGAAGCGAGGUUAGAUCAGGAAAGGAAUGCUGCUGCAGAGCACAAAAGAAAUGAAGCGAUGGAUGUUGGAAUGAAAGAACGAGAAAAAGAAAGGGAUCCUGUUUAUGAAUAUUGGCAUAAAGCAGAGUUUGACAUUGAUAACCUUAUCUCAAUUAGACGUCAGUGGGAUGCAUUUUUGGUUGUACCUGGUACUAUUGGAUCAUCAUGCGUUCCACCGUCUUUUGUAGAUCCUUCACCCCCUGCAAAUUACGUUUGGGCUUCUUGUCUUACACAUGGUUUAAACUAG
Cetraspora pellucida is the source of this 917-nucleotide messenger RNA. Lineage: Eukaryota; Fungi; Glomeromycota; Glomeromycetes; Diversisporales; Gigasporaceae. The record is from the annotation of a GenBank genome assembly.